GACGGCUCCGGGUGCUGGCAGGGGGCGCCCAGUCGCGCGGGUAUGGCCGAGCUAGGAAGCCGGAGCCCGAGAUUAGGGCCCGCAGCCUCGGAAGCCAUGGCCCGACGGCAGCUCUUCCGCGCGCUCGUGUCCGCACAGUGGGUGGCGGAGGCGCUGCAGGCCCCCGGUGCCAAUGCCAAGCAGCCGCUGCGGCUGCUCGACGCCUCCUGGUACCUGCCGGCGCUGGGGCGCAGCGCGCGCCGCGAGUUCGAGGAGCGCCACAUCCCGGGCGCCGCCUUCUUCGACAUCGACCAGUGCAGCGACCUCACGUCGCCCUAUGACCACAUGAUGCCGCCCGCCAAGCACUUCGCCGACUACGUGGGCAGCCUGGGCGUGGGCCCCGCCACGCACGUGGUGGUCUACGACGCCAGCGACCAGGGCCUGUACUCCGCGCCGCGCGUCUGGUGGAUGUUCCGCGUGUUCGGCCAUCGCGAGGUGUCGCUGCUCAACGGCGGCCUCCGCAACUGGCUGCGCCUGGGCCUCCCGCUGAGCGCCGGCAAGAGCUGCCCGGCGCCCGCCGAGUUCCACGCCAAGCCGGACCCCGCCUUUAUCAAGACGUUCCAGGACGUCCAGGAGAACCUGCAGUCCAAGCACUUCCAGGUGGUGGAUGCCCGCCCCCGCGGCCGUUUCCGGGGCGUGGACCCCGAGCCCAGAGAGGGCAUCGAGCCAGGUCACAUGCCCGGCGCCAUCAACAUCCCCUUCACGGACUUCAUGACCCAGGAGGGCCUGGAGAAGACCCCCGAGGAGCUCCACCGUCUGUUCCAGGACAAGAAGGUGGACCUGACACGGCCCCUGGUGGCUACGUGCGGCUCCGGGGUCACCGCCUGCCACGUGGCUCUGGGGGCCUACCUCUGCGGCAAGCCGGACGUGGCCAUCUACGACGGCUCCUGGGCAGAGUGGUUCAUGCGGGCGAGUCCGGAGAACGUCAUCUCAGAGGGCCGCGGCAAGACCGAGUGAGGCAGCAGGACAUGCCCCUACGAGCCGGGCCCGCCCGGGUGCUGACUUGCCUCGCGACGCAGCUGGGGUAUGAGGUGACUUCCCAGAGGCCGGGAGUUUUGUGGACGCGUAGGCUCCAGGGAGGCUGUGCAGAUGGCCGGCCGGGAGCCGGGGAGCUGCCCACGUGGUGCUGAGUUAGGGCCUUCCCUCCCGCCUGCUUUGGUGUUGAGGAAAUAAACAGCCAAGUGCUAAA
Messenger RNA from Condylura cristata (star-nosed mole), 1228 nucleotides. It is a transcript of the gene MPST, whose product is annotated as mercaptopyruvate sulfurtransferase. The coding region runs from base 43 to 996 and encodes 317 amino acids. Gene Ontology annotation, cellular component: mitochondrion. Gene Ontology annotation, biological process: transsulfuration. Gene Ontology annotation, molecular function: thiosulfate-cyanide sulfurtransferase activity. The record is from RefSeq and is a predicted model, not a curated record. Lineage: Eukaryota; Metazoa; Chordata; Mammalia; Eulipotyphla; Talpidae. The transcript is spliced from 3 exons.